Messenger RNA from Oldenlandia corymbosa var. corymbosa, 1197 nucleotides. The record is from the annotation of a GenBank genome assembly. Lineage: Eukaryota; Viridiplantae; Streptophyta; Magnoliopsida; Gentianales; Rubiaceae.
AUGGGGGAGGAAGUAGAAAACAAGCAAGUGAUUUUGAAAAAUUAUGUUAAAGGGUUCCCGGAAGAAAGUGAUAUGAAAUUGAAGGCAACCAAAAUCCGAUUAAAGCUCCCGGAUGGAUGUUCCUCAGGGGCUAUUUUGCCUUUAGGGGGAUUUGGAGUUGCUAAAGUAUUGGAUUCUUGUAAUCCAAAGUUCAAACCAGGUGAUCUUUUGUGGGGAGUGACAGGAUGGGAAGAAUUCAGCAUCAUCACCAAUGGAAUUCUUGGAAUGCCCGGAUUGACGGCGUAUGCUGGAUUUUUUGAAGUUUGCUCUCCGAAGAAGGGAGAACAUGUAUACAUUUCGGCCGCUUCUGGAGCUGUUGGCCAACUUGUUGGACAGUUUGCCAAGUUACUUGGCUGUUACGUUGUUGGAAGUGCUGGAACCGAAGAAAAGUUGUUGAAGAGCAAAUUCGGGUUUGAUGAAGCUUUCAAUUACAAAGAAGAACCCGAUCUUGCUGUGGCUUUGAAAAAAAUUGCAUCUUCUACUAUUUUCUUUGCAGGUAUUUCCCUGAUGGAAAUAAAUGGAAUCGACAUUUACUAUGAGAAUGUUGGAGGCAAGAUGCUUGAUGCCGCGCUUCUCAACAUGAGAGUUCACGGUCGCAUUGCUGUUUGUGGUUUAACCUCACAAUACAAUCUUGAACAGCAUGAGGGCUUUAAGAAUCUGUUCUGCCUCAUUGCAAAACGCGUGCGAAUGGAAGGAUUUCUUGUGUUGGAUUACUAUCACCUCUAUCCGAAAUUCCUCGAAAUGGUUCUCCCACUGAUAAAAGAAGGCAAAAUCACUUAUGCGGAAAACAUAGUUGAAGGCCUUGAAAAUGCUGCAGCUGCAUUAAUAGGGGCCUUCUGUGCUGAAACAAAAAUGAUGGUAAAUGAAGACUUCACUCGUAAAUACGACUACUUCCUCUAUCUCAAAAAAAUAUUAUUGGCAAACUUUGUCAUUCUUACAACUAACGGGUUGCAGCUUCCCGUUCUAGAGAAAGUGUUGUGGAAGGGGCUGAGUUUAAGUUUCCAGUGUGUUUCCAUAUCAACAGGCACUGUUGAGAAUUCCGAUUCUGAAGUCAAACAAAUGUCAAAGCAAGGGCUCCCCGGUACCGAACCUAGAAUGAAUUGUUGUGGAGGGGAAAGGAUUCUUCCACCAUUAAACAUAGACAGAGUUCGAUGUUGA